This is a messenger RNA of Herpailurus yagouaroundi (jaguarundi), 2313 nucleotides long. RefSeq names its product cytochrome b5 reductase 4 (gene CYB5R4). Lineage: Eukaryota; Metazoa; Chordata; Mammalia; Carnivora; Felidae. The transcript is spliced from 17 exons. Gene Ontology annotation, biological process: superoxide metabolic process. Gene Ontology annotation, cellular component: cytoplasm; endoplasmic reticulum. Gene Ontology annotation, molecular function: cytochrome-b5 reductase activity, acting on NAD(P)H; heme binding. The record is from RefSeq and is a predicted model, not a curated record. The coding region runs from base 153 to 1796 and encodes 547 amino acids.
CGCCUCACCCCGGGCGACCCCGGAAGUGGGUCGGGGGCUUGGCCUCUGCCCGGCCUCGGAGCCGGAGCGGUAGGUGUUACGGUAGAGGGGGUCGAGCUGAGAGAUCUUGUCCGGCGGCGGACCCCGGGCAGGGCCCGGGCCAGGGGUCCAGGAUGCUGAACGUCCCUUCCCAGUCUUUCCCGGCCCCCAGCUCACAGCAGCGCGUCGCCUCCGGGGGGCGUAGCAAGGUGCCUCUAAAACAGGGCAGAAGUCUUAUGGAUUGGAUUCGACUCACUAAAAGUGGAAAGGAUCUAACGGGAUUAAAAGGCAGGUUAAUUGAAGUAACUGAAGAAGAACUUAAAAAGCACAACACAAAAGAUGAUUGUUGGAUAUGCAUAAGAGGGUUUGUUUAUAAUGUCACUCCAUAUAUGGAGUAUCAUCCUGGUGGAGAAGAUGAACUAAUGAGAGCGGCAGGAUCGGAUGGUACUGACCUUUUUGAUCAGGUUCAUCGUUGGGUCAAUUAUGAAUCCAUGCUGAAAGAAUGUCUGGUUGGCAGAAUGGCAGUUAAACCUGCUCUUCCUAAAGACUAUCAUGAAGAAAAGAAAGUCUUAAAUGGCAUGCUUCCCAAGAGCCAAGUGGCAGAUACAUUUGCCAAAGAAGGUUGUAGUUCUCCAAGCUAUGACUGGUUCCAGACAGACUCUUCAGUGACUAUUGUAAUAUAUACUAAGCAGAAGGAUAUUAAUCUAGACUCAGUAAUAGUUGAUCAUCAGGAUGAUUCCUUUAGAGCAGAAAUACUUAUCAAGGAUUAUUCAUAUAUUAUACACGUUGAAUUAAGCCAUGAAAUUGAAGAAGAUUUUUCUGUGCGGGUUGUUGAGAAUGUGGGAAAAAUAGAAAUUGUCCUAAAGAAAAAAGAGAAUGCUUCUUGGAAACGUCUUGGUCACCCCCUCGAGAAUCAUAAUUCUCUUAUUCCAAGGAAAGAUACAGGUUUAUACUACAGAAAGUGCCGGUUAAUUUCCAAGGAAGGCGUUACUCAUGAUACGAAGCUUUUCUGCCUGAUGCUGCCACCAAGCACUCAUCUUCAGGUGCCAGUUGGGCAACAUGUUUACCUCAAGUUAACUAUUACAGGUACUGAAAUUGUGAAGCCGUAUACACCUGUAUCUGAUUCCUUACUCUCAGAGUUCAAGGAACCAGUUCUUCUCAACAAUAAAUACAUCUACUUUUUGAUCAAAAUCUAUCCUGCUGGACUCUUCACACCAGAGCUUGAUCAGCUUCAGAUUGGAGAUUUUGUUUCCGUAAGCAAUCCUGAGGGCAGUUUUAAAAUAUCCCAGUUCCAAGAAUUAGAAGAUCUCUUUUUAUUGGCAGCUGGAACAGGCUUCACACCAAUGGUUAAAAUACUGAAUUAUGCUUUGACUAACAUACCCAGUCUCAGGAAAGUGAAGCUGAUGUUCUUCAAUAAAACAGAGGAUGAUAUAAUUUGGAGAAGCCAGUUGGAGAAAUUAGCAUUUAAAGAUAAAAGAUUUGAUGUUGAAUUUGUUCUCUCAGCACCCACUUCUGAAUGGAAUGGCAAAUGGGGACACAUUUCACCAGCUCUUCUUUCUGAAUUUUUGAAAAGAAGUUCCGACAAAUCCAAAGUCCUCAUCUGCAUUUGUGGACCAACCCCAUUUACAGAACAAGGAAUACGAAUUCCUCAGCUGAUAAAUGAAGAAAGAGUUACAGGAGUAUCACCAACUUCAGUCCUUCAUGAACUAAUGGGUGUAUACGUAGAUCCCCAAUGGUUGUUAGUGUCCAAAAAGAGAGGCAACCAGGUUGCUGCGUGAUAGGAACUUUUCCAAAGAGGAGAUCCAUAGUUUUACAGCAUAAUGAAGAGCUGUCAUCGUCCUUUAUUCAACUGUUUUGUCUAAAUUUGUGAUUACUUAGUAUUUUUUAAGAGAACAUUUUUGUACAUACUAACUAAAAGGUUAACUAGAAUCCAGGUUUCAGUUUCUUCAAUGAAAUCAAAUGUUCCUUCAGUAGAGGCAACUUGUUGACUUUAUUUUGUACCAUAACUUAUUUUGCUAUUGAUAUUUGACCUGGAAUCGACCAUGGCAACAAGUACUUACAGGUGUCUUUUGUGAUGAGUCACAGACUUCCUUACCAUUUAAAGCGUAUCACUGUACUACAGUAAACUCUGGUGUUUUAUGACAUGAUAAAGUAAAUGAUCAUUUUGAUCACAUUUCUAUGCUGUAAAAUGUCUUAUUAGCAAUACAGAUUAAAUUUUACAUUGCACUGUUAACUCAGGAAAUGAUCAUUUAUGUCCUUGUUAUUAACUAUUAAAACAUGGAAUGUUUUAACUUA